AUGGAUGAUUUUCGCGAGGCAUAUUAUUGGUUACGAAAGAAUACGGCAGAGAAUGCACGAAUAAUGUCGUGGUGGGAUUACGGCUAUCAGAUUGCCGGUAUGGCGAAUCGAACGACGCUUGUUGAUAACAACACUUGGAAUAAUUCGCAUAUUGCCUUGGUGGGUAAAGCGAUGUCAUCGAAUGAGUCAGCCGCAUAUGAAAUAAUGCAUUCUUUAGAUGUUGAUUAUGUUCUUGCCAUAUUUGGUGGUGUAAUCGGAUAUUCUGGUGAUGAUAUCAAUAAAUUUUUGUGGAUGGUGCGCAUCGCAGAAGGUGAAUAUCCGAAAGAGAUUCGCGAGGGGAAUUAUUUCUCAGAGUCGGGUGACUACACGGUUGGCGCACAAGCCUCUGAGACGAUGUUGAAUUGCUUGAUGUAUAAGAUAUCAUACUAUAGAUUCGGCGAGGUUCAGAUGGGAUAUCAGCAGCCGGCUGGAUUUGAUCGAUCUCGUGGUUAUGUGAUCGGUAAAAAGGAUGUCACCUUGGAGCAUUUGGAGGAGGCAUACACCUCAGAGAAUUGGUUGGUACGUAUAUUCAAAGUGAAGAAACCAGCGAAUCGCCCCACGAUAAAGUACCAACAAAGACACAUCAAAUCGUGGAGACCGUUGAAAGUUUCGAAAAAGGGUAAAUCGAAACGUGGUAUCAUUAAAGGAAGACCAUUGGUGAUCAAGGGUAAGCGGUCGUCAUCGCCUUCGUCGAGCAGCUCAUCUGCAUCUCAUUAA
Molecule: messenger RNA, 756 nt
Organism: Anisakis simplex (herring worm)
Lineage: Eukaryota; Metazoa; Nematoda; Chromadorea; Rhabditida; Anisakidae
Source: the annotation of a GenBank genome assembly